AUGUCGCUCCUGCCGGGGCUCCUCCUGCUGCUCGUACGGGGCUCCGCACAAGACUGUGUCAUCGAUCACAGAAUCCCGGAAGAUGCUUGGGAACAGAAACUUCAUACAGACUUGAUCAACACAGGCUCAUUGGAGCCUCUCUGCAACAAGACGGAGCCGCUCGAUGUCUAUAUUCGGUUCACGCUCAGAUACUUCGAAUACCUUAGCGAAGAGUCCACUUUCAACAUAUACACACGGGUGCACAUUUCGUGGACACACGACAGACUCACGUGGGAUCCCAAGGACUACGGCGGUAUCGAGGAGACCGUACUUGUCAGCGGGACCGAGAUGUGGUACCAGACCUUCCGAGUGCUCAACUCUCCGGAGACGGACGACACCGUCCACCAUUACAACGUCCCCUGUCAAGUGGCGCACACCGGUCGCGUGGUCUGCGUGCCCAGGUUCAACGACCCGGCCAUCUGCGUCCCCGACCUCACCGACUGGCCCUACGACCGCCAGACUUGCUCGUUGCUGAUCGCGCCCCCCGAUCAUAACACGGGUGGAGCAAAUAAAAUAAAAUUGUCCUUUGGGGGGAGGGCCAUCACCAUGUUCGGAGCGGAAUACGGCGCCGAAUGGAUGAUCAUCGACUACCUGCAGACCAACGGCACGGACACCCUCAACAUGACGUUCGUGAUGGAGCGUCACGGCGAGGGGCUCGCUGCCGUCGUGGUGUUUCCCGGCGUGAUGCUGUCGGCGCUCACCCUCACCGCGCUCGCCCUCGACCCGCGGCAGAGCACUCGCGCGUCGCUGCUCGGGUUCAGUGUCGCGGCCCACGUGUACUUCAUAAACCAACUGCGGGCGAUGGCGCCGCUCCAUCAGCUGGCGAGCGUCCCGAGUCUCGUGUACUACUACCGCGGCUCGCUGCUCGCGACGCUGGUGGCGCUGGUGAGCUCGCUGUGUCUGGGCGCGCUCUGCAGGAAGUCCUCCCCGGCGCCGCGGUGGCUCCACGAGCUGCAAGCUGCGGUCGGCUCGCACUGGACUCGGCUGCUCAUCCCGCGUUGGGAGUGCGGCGAAACGAACAACACCGAGCGAGAUACAGAGCGGUGGACGAACGUCGCUAAUAUAGCCAACGCUGCUUGUCUCUUGAUAUUUCCCGUUGUCUACGUUUCCAUGUAUUUCAGCCUCGUGCCGCAGCCUUAUCCCAUAACAAACUAG
Molecule: messenger RNA, 1194 nt
Organism: Bombyx mori (domestic silkworm)
Lineage: Eukaryota; Metazoa; Arthropoda; Insecta; Lepidoptera; Bombycidae
Gene: nAChRb3
Product: nicotinic acetylcholine receptor subunit beta 3
Exons: 1
Coding region: 1-1194 (397 amino acids)
Biological process (GO): chemical synaptic transmission; signal transduction; monoatomic ion transmembrane transport
Cellular component (GO): neuron projection; plasma membrane; synapse
Molecular function (GO): transmitter-gated monoatomic ion channel activity involved in regulation of postsynaptic membrane potential; transmembrane signaling receptor activity; excitatory extracellular ligand-gated monoatomic ion channel activity
Source: RefSeq, marked provisional